UUCAUAGUCGGCAGUAAACAAACGAAAAGAAAGUGGAAGUCAGAUGAUGUCUGUGUUAUAAUAAAAGCUGUUCUAUCCUCUCAACUUCCAUUGUUAUUUUCGACUGCGAAUCUCAUGUAAUGGAUUUUGACGUCAACGUCCACGAUGCUACAUCUGUGUUGCCCUUAUGCAGGGAAGAGCUUUUUUCUGAGCUGGUGCACAGGAGAUUGUAUGGAGACAUAACGCAGGUGUGGCAUCAUCCGGGCCACAUCUUCAUCACAACAAAUGAUGGGCACAAGCUGUUUACUUUUGACUGUAAGCCAGUCACUCACCAGCAUGCUUUUGACAGUGGCACCCUGGACCUGUCCAACAUCCCCUCUCCCAUCAUCAACAUCUUCAUGGCUGCAGAUAACAUAGCAAUCAUUGUGUGUAGAUCCAGUCAUACCUACUUGUUCAAAUUUGAAAAUGACUCCACGUGGUCCCGACUUGUUGAGUUAAACAUCUCUUCGUCAUCCGACCCAUGUGAACUCAUGAGUGCCACGUAUGCCCCGAAGUCGAGGUCGUUAAUCUGGUGUGAAAAACAACAGACAUCAACUUCCCCUACAGAGUUGUCGGAGAUGCCAUCCUCGCCAUACACGUACAGAGUGUGCAAGAAAACUUUUCCCGCAGGAUUUGUGAACUUGAACUCAUCCAAGGGGAAGGAAUCUGACAUCAUCCUCCACAAUUGCCCUCCGUUUGAUCUGGAAACAAUGACAGACGAUGUUGUCUUCCUGACCACAAGGUAUAACAAAGACCAAGUGACAGUGUACGCGACGUUCAGCUGCAAGCACUAUUCCCUGACCUUGUACAUCGGCAACGAGACAGUGGACAAACCACUCUCCUCCUUCCUCGGACCCUCAGACUUCCAGGAGAUGGCCAUGACGCAACUCUCCACUCUGAUCAAGCUGGAGCCGGGUGGGGGAGACCUGGGUGUCCAAACUGACCGCUCCAACAAGCAGGCGGCAGCUCUCUCUUCCUCGGGACAGCUGGAAAUUUUUACAUACAGUAAAGUUCCUGGCGAGCCGAGAGCUUGGAAAAUCACAAGGAAUGUCGUUGAUUUGUCGCGGGCCAUGGAGAAACUUCCUGUGGUUGAGAAAAGGCAAUGGUUUCUGUGUCGAGCUUGUCUGGGCCUGGUGUGCCAGGAAAAGCUAUACAUCAUCCCCUUAAAGGACCAGUCGGUGCACUGCGCGUACGACGGCCUAAGUUCCCCGCAAGAUGUGAUCACCAGCAACUCCCCGGCUUAUCUGGCGUGGAUCCUCACGUCGAGCAGCCUGGUCUUGCUUCAGAGCUCAGACAGCAAGAAAAAGAAAGAGACAGCUGGGGAAAACUUGCCCGAGGAUAAUCUGCUGCAGACGGGCAUCUUGCGUCUGGCUCAUUUACAUCAGCAAAGACUGGACGUUUAUGACAGCGAGAUGACUCAAGAGAUACACAAGCUGAGAGAAACUUGGUCAUCUGGCAACAUGGCUCAGAACCAUUCCCAGCUGGCUCAAACUGUUUCCCCUUUGUUGGAGGAGUACUGGAAGCUGGAGAAACUGUCGCAGUCUUUGAUGGACAUGAAACAGCCCAGCCCAUCCUCUGAGGGAAGAAACACAGAAAAGUUUAUCCAGGACCUCAUGGCCAACGACGGGGAGGGGAAGACGGGACGGCACGCAAAGCUGGUCUGGCUCUCUCAAGUCUACCCUCAAGGUCUGCUGGACUACUUGUGUCAGGGAAUCACCAUCGACAAAGAUGAGCUCGUGGAGAGUGAGAUAGCGUCGUGGCAGGCACUACUGGGUCAAGACGGAGGCGACCUCACCAACUUUGAGUUCGUCUGUCGUUUACUCUUCCUUCUCCACCCACACAAACUUUUCAAUUUUGUGAAAUGUGCCGAGUCGGCCAGCGAGCAUAGCGUGGGAGUGUCAGCGUUUGUCCGGAAAAAACAUUCACUCAUGUACUACAAGGCAGCCUGCGAUUGUCUGCCCGAGACCAAGUCAUCGUGUGAUCCGCAAGCAGCCGAAGUGGCCAGGACUAAACUCAUAUUAGCCAGUGGGGCGGAGAACAGCGUGGAGCAAGCUCUGAAGGAACUCAUGCGGCACCAGCUGUGGGCUGAGGCCGUGACCUUGCUGAAGGAGCAGUCGCACAACGAGGACACGCUGCCCACCUAUCUGUACAUCACGCUCAAGGCCAUGGCUCAGGGCCAGGUGCUGUCAGACUACGUGGGGGAUCUUGUCUCCAUCAUGCCCUCGUGGAAAAGUCUCGUUUCCUUCGCUGCCGUUGCUGCUCAGAACCCAGAAGUUCGCCAACAACAGUUGUCGCUGUCUGCGGCCAGCGUGUUUUCUCAAGGAUCUACUAGCGUUCCCUUUGGAUUGGUUAAACCUUUUCUCAUCGAUCUCAUCGUCAAAAUGGAUGCACAACAGUAGAGACACAAAAUGAUGGUGUUGAAUCGAUCCUUGCAACCGGAAGAAAGACGAAAGAUUACGAUGGUAUUAAGUCAAUCCUUGUUAACCGGAAGAAAGAUUAUGACUUUUUUUGUUUUAAAACUGUUGUUGAAGUCAAUCUGUUGGCGCUCAAUAAGCUGUCCCCGUGGUUUUAUGCACCCCGCAUAAUUUAGCAAAAUUUGAUCAUUUUUUGCAUAAUUUCUGAUUA
Aplysia californica (California sea hare) is the source of this 2643-nucleotide messenger RNA. RefSeq lists its product as uncharacterized. The record is from RefSeq and is a predicted model, not a curated record. Gene Ontology annotation, cellular component: BLOC-2 complex; lysosomal membrane. The coding region runs from base 120 to 2417 and encodes 765 amino acids. Gene Ontology annotation, biological process: lysosome localization; organelle organization; protein localization to membrane. The transcript is spliced from 19 exons. NCBI's taxonomy places the organism in Eukaryota, Metazoa, Mollusca, Gastropoda, Aplysiida, Aplysiidae.